UGUCGAGGCCGAAUCACGGCAACGAUUCAAAAUUGGCAAACAUGCACAUGGAUGGAACACGCCGUCCGCACGGAGGUCGACAAGCACGUGCACUGACUGCCUCCGCCUGCCUGCCGGCCCAUCCAUCCAUCCAUCCAUUCAGCCAUCAAGAAAUGGACAGAAAGACAGUCGUGAGCCCACCCUUUGGAUGGGACAAGCCGUCCGCCCCAUCAUGCCAUGGGACAGCCCACAUCUCUGUACACUCGCCACGCGCAUCGCAUCCAUCACAUAUCGUCCGACAUGCACACAUGCGAUCAAAUCAAUGCAGGUGGACUCACGCCUCUGUCUGUCGACAUGAAAGGCACACGAGAGCGAUCUGACUCGAGGGUAGGCCGGGUGCGUUGGCCAUUGGAGAAGGGGGGCCAGCCAGUGUGCAAAGGUGGAAACAACUGUCUGUCAUGCUGCCAGCCGCCGGACAGAGGAGAGAGGCAGGCAGGGUGGCAGAAUCCGAUAAGUGUAGGGUGUGGUUUGUGUCACAGUAAUGAGAGAGCCCCUUUUUCCAUCCAUCCAUUCAUUCAUGUCUACUCGUCGUCGGCUGGAAACAAAGGCAGCCAGUCGGGCAGAUCAGCGCUGCUGUGUCUCUCAAAAUAGUUGCGGAGCCUGUCUUCUGCGCUGCCGUUGAGCUUCCCGCCAGCCUCCCACUUGGCGUUCGGAUUAGUGCGAGGGCCAGGAAAGAGGGUGCCCUCCGUGGCCGUCCCGCCCUCGAACUCGCCACUGAAGAUGACCUCACACAGAGGGGGGGCAUCGAAAGCGUCGCCGAACUCCUGCAGCUCCACCUCCGCCUUGCCGUGCAUCUUGCCCUCCUUCCACCCGCCCUCGUACCAGAAGUGGGCCUCAGAGACGUCCUCGGUGUGCGUCCCCUGGCCGUGCGGCACCCCCUCCCUCAUGUCGCCGACGUACAGCUUCUUCUCGCAGUCACGCGUCACCACAGUGCCCAUGCCGUCCGCCUUGCCGUCGCGCCGCGGGCCGAGCCAGUAGCACUCCUGGCCGUCGUACGUCACCUCCAGCGGCAGCUUCUUGAUCUUGGCCUGCAGGGCGGUCUUGACCUGUUGCUCACUAAGGCGGGCACGUUUCUCCGACUCGUAUGCCGCCUGUGCCUGGUCUCUCUCUCGCUUGAGUGUGUUGAUGAUCUCGUCCUGGGCAGCAAGCAGCUUCUGAGUGAGGUCGCCGGCGUCCAUUGCAGCGCACUGAGGGGCAGGGAAUGCAGCAGGGAAUGCAGCAGGUGCAGGGCAGAGGAGGUGGGUCUCAAGAACGAAACCUGUGCAAACAAACCGAUGAAUGAUUGUCGUCGAUGGACGAUGCAUGUUUUCUUUGGCCGUACCUUAGCGCUUUGCGAUG
Messenger RNA from Vitrella brassicaformis, 1377 nucleotides. The record is from the annotation of a GenBank genome assembly. Lineage: Eukaryota; Vitrellaceae.